CAAACCUGACUUCCUACACAGCACAACUAGUUAACUGCACCCCGCUUCCUGUUAGCAGCUCUGGAUUUACGUGACUGUCGUUCGGCUUCUCUGCACCUCGACUAUGUCGGUAGUGAGUUGAUAUACGUUUUAAAAUAAUGGGGAGUCACAACUCCAUAUCUUAAAGGUAGUCAUUAGCUAGCAAUAGCGACUUUAAAGUCAGAGCCCGCCCGUUUGUGCUCCUUAAACAAAACGUUAAGCUAAGCUAAAUGGAUUAUUGAGCUGUUUAAGAUGUCGUGGUUUAAUUAUGUCAGUCAAAGCUCAAGUCAACACCAGCCCACUGACAAUCAAGGAAUUGCAGGCAUCCUGUGCAGUUCUCCCAACCCAGUGUUCACGUGCCCUGCAAGUUUCCCUUCUCCCAGCUUGGGUGAAUUUCCCCCAGCUCCUCAAGGUGUUGUCAGCCCUCCCAGCCUCGAGAAGCUGUCCUGCGCUUCUCCGAGUGCAGGUCAAGUUAGAGAGCCCGAACCCAUCUCCUACGUAACCUUCCAGGAGCAGCGGUGUGUCCUGAGCUGGUUCCAGAGCUGGACUCCCGUUCAGAGGGAGCGGUUUCUCCAGGACCUUCUGGGGAAAGCUGUGCCGGGGAAAGUGUGCACCCUCCUAGACUCACUCAGCACUCUCCAGGUUAAAGACAAACUUCCAAACAUCUUUGAAUGCCAGCUCCGCCUGUGGACGCAGUGGUUUGAGUCUUGGGGAGAAGAGGAGAGGAAUCAUUUCCUACACAUGCUGGAAGAGCGGGACCCGGAUUUUGUUACCCACUUUUACAGGAGUGUAGCGGGUACAGCAGGAAGAGACUGAGCAAUGUUUGCAUUGUGAUAGAAAAGCAAGUAAUAAAGGGGUGAUGUGUGGUGUGGAAAACACAUUCUCUGAGUCUCUUUGUAGAAAAUUUAGCCUUCUUGUAGAUCGUAGUGUUCGUAUACGUUUUGUAAAUAAAAUUCUGCAUGCCUGC
Messenger RNA from Maylandia zebra (zebra mbuna), 985 nucleotides. RefSeq names its product linkage group 18 C14orf119 homolog (gene lg18h14orf119). The record is from RefSeq and is a predicted model, not a curated record. NCBI's taxonomy places the organism in Eukaryota, Metazoa, Chordata, Actinopteri, Cichliformes, Cichlidae.